This is a messenger RNA of Camelina sativa (false flax), 1698 nucleotides long. RefSeq names its product lysM domain-containing GPI-anchored protein 3. Lineage: Eukaryota; Viridiplantae; Streptophyta; Magnoliopsida; Brassicales; Brassicaceae. The record is from RefSeq and is a predicted model, not a curated record.
CUCACAGCUGUUACCUAUUUCUAAAAAAAGAGAUUUUUAACUUUUCCUCUCUCUCUCCUUCAGAGUGGAAGAAAGAAGAUAGAUUCUCAGUUUUUUCAAAGUUCAAACCCAAAAGAACACCUGGAGUUCUUGUUUCCAAGCUUCUUCUUAUACUGGCAUUUUCCAGAAAUUGUGUGAAACCCUACAAAAAAAAAAAAAUCGAAACUUUGUAAAACCCUAGAAGAACCUAAAUUCUUAGAAACCCUAGCCAAGUUUCCUGUAUUGAGGUGAAGGGAACUCACUCAGAAGCGACGAAAUCGAAUAUGAAGAAGAAGAACCCAGAAAAACCCUUAUUUCUGUUUCUAAUUUUAGCUUCGAGCUUAGCAUCAAUGGCGACUGCAAAAUCCACAAUAGAGCCUUGCUCAACCAAAGACACUUGCAACUCAUUGCUAGGCUACACGCUCUACACCGACCUCAAAGUCACAGAAGUAGCUUCUCUCUUCCAAGUUGACCCAGUCUCAAUGCUCCUCUCUAACUCCAUCGACAUCUCUUACCCAGACGUCGAGAACCAUCUCCUUCCCGCCAAGCUCUUCCUCAAGAUCCCAAUCACUUGCUCCUGCGUCGACGGAAUCAGAAAAUCCCUUACCACUCAUUACAAGACUCGUACUUCCGACACGCUUGGAUCGAUCGCUGACUCUGUUUACGGGGGUCUUGUCUCGCCUGAGCAGAUUCAGGUGGCGAAUUCGGACACUGACCUUUCGGUUCUUGAUGUAGGUACAAAGCUUGUGAUUCCAUUGCCUUGUGCUUGCUUCAAUGGUACUGAUGAUUCUCUUCCCGCACUUUAUCUAUCUUACGUUGUGAGGGGUAUUGACACUAUGGCUGGAAUCGCUAAGAGGUUCUCGACUAGUGUUUCGGAUUUAACUAAUGUGAAUGCCAUGGGAGCUCCUGAUAUCAAUCCUGGUGAUAUCCUCGCUGUUCCAUUGCUAGCUUGUAGUUCAAAUUUUCCCAAAUACGCUACGGAUUACGGAUUGAUCAUUCCAAACGGAAGCUAUGCUCUCACAGCAGGCCACUGUGUACAAUGCAGUUGUGUACUUGGAAGCCGCAGUAUGUAUUGUGAGCCUGCUUCUUUAGCAGUCUCUUGUUCCAGUAUGAGAUGUAGAAACAGCAACUUCAUGCUCGGGAACAUCUCUUCGCGGGAGAGUAGCUCUGGUUGUAAACUUACUACUUGUAGUUACAAUGGUUUCGUUAGCGGCACUAUCUUGACCACGUUAUCCAUGUCUCUUCAACCACGAUGUCCUGGACCGCAACAACUAGCGCCGCUUAUAGCCCCGCCUGAUAAUGUUCCAAAGGAACUUAUGUAUUUACCUUCGCCUUCACCUUCACCUUCACCUCCGCCAGAUUCUGAUGAUGAUGUUGUUGGUGGAGGAAUCAUAACCGCACCAGCGGCUUCACCUAGAGGACUUACGGUUCCUUCAAGCAGUUCUAUCCCGGGCAAUCCAGCUAACGGUCCAGGCGGGAGUAUCUCUGUUGCUUCUUGUCCAUCGAGCUAUUACUCAUUCAUUGCGUUUCUCAUCUCCAUUGCUUCUUGCUUUUUUGUAGUUUGAAUGCAAGACAAUCUCAUUAUUAUUGGCUUAGUUCUUUGUUUCUUUAACUCCUGAACACUUCUUUGGUUAGUGAUUGUGUUCACUAGCAUAUCUAAAUACAUCUUGAUCAAGCCUA